CUGCCCGGCGUUGACGACGGUCCAUCAACGAUCGAAGACUCCAUCGCAAUCGCCCGCAUCGCCACAGCCGGCGGCACGCGGGUGAUGCUUGCCACGCCUCAUCGCAAAGACGUGACCGAACUCUCUUCAGUUCAGCACAUCCGCGACCUGACCGCCGAACUCCAGCGCCGCAUCCACGAUGAAAACAUCCUCUUGACGCUCACGCUCGGCAUGGAAAAUCACAUCGACGACGCGCUCCCCGAAGACGCCGCCGCAGGCAAAGCCCUCACCAUGAACGGCUCACGAUACAUACUCGUCGAAAUGCCCUUCUUCGGCAGCAUAGCCGAGCACGACUUCGUAGAAGGCGCGCUGCUCGGCAUACAAGCGCAAGGACUAACGCCCGUCUUCGCCCACCCGGAGCGCAUCGAAGCAUUUCAGCAGCAGCCCGAAUUGCUUGAACGCUACAUCAAUAUGGGCAUGCUCAGCCAGCUCACGCGCGGCAGCCUGCUCGGACACUGGGGCGAAGAAAUACGGCAAUUCUCGCUCGAUUUGCUGCGGCAGGGCAUGGCGCACAUCAUUUCUUCCGACACCCACUCACCGCACCCACCGCGCACGCGCCGAACUCGGCGAAGCCCUGAAAAUCGCAACAGAAAUCGUAGGCUGCCAGAAAGCAAAGGCAAUGGUCAACGACACGCCCCGCGCCAUCCUCGAAGACACGAGGCUUAUAGUCCCUUCCCCCUUAACGAGGGAAGGUUAGGAUGGGGGUGA
Geodia barretti is the source of this 747-nucleotide messenger RNA. Lineage: Eukaryota; Metazoa; Porifera; Demospongiae; Tetractinellida; Geodiidae. The record is from the annotation of a GenBank genome assembly.